AUGGCUGGCUCCGAGUGCAAUCGUAAACAUGGGGCGAGCCGACACCUUCGAGCGAAGACAGUGCGCCCACCGAUUUAUGCUCCCUCGGUCGCUCGCAAAAAUCUGUCUGUCGCAGUGGCGAUAACCUUUGCCGUUUCCCUCGUACUUUGGCUUUACAGCCAAACCAUCCCCUCAAGCUUGAAGUGGACAUGGCUGCGCACGCCUCCGGAAGAGUGGGAAGACCGGAGGCAGCAGGUGAAAGAUGCUUUUGUCACUAGUUGGGACGCAUAUUCGAAAUAUGCCUGGGGCUAUGACCAAUUCCACCCCAUCUCCAAGAAGGGCUCGAUGAUGAGCCCGAAGGGCUUAGGUUGGAUCAUCGUCGAUAGUCUCGAUACAAUGAUGAUUAUGAAUCUUACCUCCCAGCUCACCCAUGCCCGACUUUGGCUGCAUCGGAAACUCGACUACGACCAAGACCAGGAUGUGAACACCUUCGAGACUACCAUCCGCAUGCUUGGCGGGCUUCUUUCUGCUCACUACCUGUCCACGUUGCUGCCCGGAGUCUCUUCGCGGAGGGACAAUAUUUAUCUUUCCAAGGCCGUGGAUUUGGCUGAUAGACUGCUCAGUGCAUACGACUCACCUUCCGGGAUCCCAUACGCAAGCAUUCACUUGGCAUCCCGCAGGGGCAUUCGAUCGCAUGCCGACGGCGGUGCCUCAUCUACGGCUGAGGCAACGACGUUACAACUCGAGAUGAAGCACUUAUCAAACAUUACUGGCAACGAUAUAUACUGGCGCAAAGCUGCAAAGGUGAUGGAAGUUUUGGAUGGCAUUGGCAUACCCGAUGGCCUGGUACCCAUAUUUGUGGAGCCGCAUUCGGGCAGUUUUACAACCAGAGAGAUUCGUCUUGGAAGUCGGGGUGAUUCGUACUAUGAGUACCUCAUUAAACAGUACUUGCAAACCUCAGAGACAAUAUACCUUGAUAUGUGGGAGGAGGCUCUGGCAGGAAUUCAGAAGCAUCUGAUCAUCCCCACUAAGCACGCGAAGCUCAAUAUUGUUGCCGAACUACCCAGUGGAAUUGGCGGUGCUCUGUCUCCGAAAAUGGACCACCUCGUGUGCUUCCUGCCGGGCUCCAUCGCACUCGGCGUCACUGACGGACUGACCGAGGCUGAGGCGCGGCGCCUGCCUAGCUGGAGUGCCGAAAAAGCCCAGCAAAUGAAACUGGCGAGAGAGCUGACGAAGACGUGCUGGGGUAUGUACAAAGUCACGGAAACUGGCAUUGCGCCCGAGAUUGUCUGGUUCCGCACUGACGAGGCGUCGUUGCAAUCGAGAAGCAACAAGCCUCCAUCGCUGGCUCGGAGCUCCAAUUCCGAGGCCAUUUGGAAGGAAGACUACGACAUCAAACCGCUUGAUGCGCACAACCUACAGCGUCCAGAGACGGUAGAAAGCUUGUUCGUAAUGUGGCGAAUCACGAAGGAUCCUAUUUACCGGGAGUGGGGUUGGGAAAUCUUCAAAGCUUUCCAGAAACACUCAAUCGUUGGGCUCGGAGAAGGGUAUUCAUCUCUCAACAACGUGAAUGCGAUUCCGCCACCUCGACGGGACAACAUGGAGAGCUUUUGGCUGGCCGAAACGCUCAAGUACCUUUAUCUAUUGUUCUCGCCGGACGAUGUUCUGCCGCUUACUGAAGUCGUCUUCAAUACAGAAGCGCAUGUGCUCCCCAGAAUCAGCUUAGGGAAAUUCAAGACUGGAUGGGAACGGAAGCGCGAGAAGAGAAACUAAAUUUGAUCUAUGCACGAUUGAUGUCAAUACCUUGAAGGUUGAAAUAUCAGAAACAUGAAUAGAUAGGGUUUAGCGGUAUUCAGUCAUAAAACUUUCAAAAGAUUAGAGGUCGGGAUUUACUUAAAUUUAAGAAAGCUUUGAUCUCCC
Molecule: messenger RNA, 1899 nt
Organism: Mytilinidion resinicola
Lineage: Eukaryota; Fungi; Ascomycota; Dothideomycetes; Mytilinidiales; Mytilinidiaceae
Product: mannosyl-oligosaccharide 1,2-alpha-mannosidase
Exons: 4
Coding region: 1-1752 (583 amino acids)
Biological process (GO): carbohydrate metabolic process; N-glycan processing
Cellular component (GO): membrane; endoplasmic reticulum
Molecular function (GO): mannosyl-oligosaccharide 1,2-alpha-mannosidase activity; calcium ion binding
Source: RefSeq, a predicted model, not a curated record